UUUAAUUAAGUACCCUUUGCAAUGUGUAAAUUACUUUCUUAGUUCACUUUACAAUGUUUUAAUUUUAAAAUACAUUCUUGAAAAAAUUUAUGAAAAUUAGCAUAAAUAUUCAUGUAAAUUAGCAAGAAUAUGGCGGAGGCAUGCUGCGUUACGUGUUGUUCUCUUGACAAAUAAUAUUUUUUUAUCAUUCAACAGAGUAAACUACUUCUUUUUGAAAUGCCAGAAAACCAAACAACUCUUACUAGAAAUAGCAAUGGAGGUACAGGAGAGGAUUUCACUGUUGUCGAAUCAGGGUCAAGUAAAAAGACAGAUAGAAGGAAAACAGACCGUAGCGAUAAAGAAAGAAAAGUAAGUGAGGAUAUUUUGUUGACUGCCGAGGAUCUUCUGUACGAGAUUGAUGACGCUAUCAAACCUCAGAUUAGUAAAGUGGAGUUCAGACCUAGUACUGUUCACCUUGGAAUUGAUAAUGAAAUGCGCCGACAUGACAGAGUUAAAAUUACUAAUGAGCCAGGAACAAGUAAGUAUUUAGGGAACAAAACACGCAAGGAUACGUGUGUUAAGGCAUUUGAUAAAUAUGGGCAUAUUAACAUAGACGCAGUAGCAAAAUGGGUUACCAGUUCAAAUGUUGACAUUGAUUUGACCACAGAUACACAAAAAAAAACGAUCAUCCAGUUACGAAACAACAGAAAGAGAAUGAUAGCGUUUUUAAAAAGUCUGACGUAGCUGUAAAUGAAAUAGAUCAAAUAAUUGACGGUAUUUCAUCUAAAGAUCUUUUGAAAGAAAACAGAAAUUCAACAUCAAAAAUAGAAAAUAAUCCAUCAGUUUUAAAACAUGAUCUCAGUUCAUCUCAUACCACCAGCAUUCCGCAUAUGCCUGCAGAGUCAUUUCCAAAAGAUUUUAAACCAUUGCAGUCAAUUCGGUUACCUCCUAUUAAUAUCGAAGAAGUGAAAGAAAAAAUCCCAAACAAUACUGCCACAAAUACCAUAAGCAGUUCAUUCAUAUACACUAAACCAAAUAAUAAUUUGAUCUUAAAAGUCAGUGAAGUUCUAGGGUCUAAGAGAAAUGCAAAUGUAUCUGAAUGUCGAAAAGACAUUCCAUCUAACGGACAUGCAGCGGAACAUCCGCCGGAACCAGAAUAUAUACUUCCGGGUCAAGUGUCAGAAAAUAGCUUUGGAAAGAUCACAAGGGCAGUAAACGUUCGGAACAUAGAACUCGACUACAGUGCAGCAUUUGAACAACAAAAAGAUAUUAAAGAGAAUGACUGUGGAUUUGUCAGAUUUUUCAAGCGCUUUUGCUGUUGUAGUGUGAAGACAGACGACAAUCAGGAUCACGUAGAAGACCGCAUGGACGCUGUUGCGGAGAUAAGACGGAGUAUUCCAAGAAAAAUAUGGU
Molecule: messenger RNA, 1392 nt
Organism: Ruditapes philippinarum (Manila clam)
Lineage: Eukaryota; Metazoa; Mollusca; Bivalvia; Venerida; Veneridae
Exons: 2
Coding region: 217-723 (168 amino acids)
Source: RefSeq, a predicted model, not a curated record